CAGUAAUAUUAAAUGUGAAGGCCCGCUGAUUACAAUAUAAUAUUAUUAUUAUGCUGUAAAGGCAUCUUGAGAAUAUUGCAAAAUUUGUUGGAUGCAUUUGUACACCCUAUGCCAAGUUAAAGAAAAAUGCUGAUUGCAUAGGAAUCAAAAGCAAAUUAACUAUUGAUGCAUAUUUGCUUUUUAUUGGCAAUAUUCAUGUUUCGUGUAUAGGUCCGUAUAAGCAAUACUCAAAAUCACAGCAACCCUUGACUAUGAACAUCACAGUUUUUCAAUCAACUAUUAAUCUUCACCCUAGACACGUCUCAAUCCCUUCAGUGACCCACGAAUAUUUUCCACGAUUUUAACAGUUAAACCUACCCAUGGCCAACUGGUCCGGUAAUCUGAUCAAGGACAUGCAGGAUUCGUCCAAGGUGAUCCUUCGAAGUAGUCUUGCUGCUGUUCUUCGGGAUAGGUAUCCCAAGGCUCGGCACCAUUUCUUGGUGCUUCCAUGGGAAGACAUCAACACCGUUUAUCAGCUCAAAUCCGAACACCUGGGAUUGCUAGAAGAUAUGCAUAAGUUAGCAUUACAGACGAUCGAGUUCCAUCAUGCCAAACUGCAGGACUUCAAAAUGGGUUUUCACAUGCGGCCAAGCAUGAAUCGUUUGCAUUUGCACGUGAUUUCAACGGAUUUUGUGUCAGACAGUCUGAAACGUGAACGUCACUGGACCCAUUUCAACACCGCUUUUUGCAUGCCCUUUCAAAGUAUUGUCGAUGAACUAAAGAGGAACGGAAAAAUUGAACCUCGUUCGGAGCAAUAUAUCGAAAGCUUGCUAAAUGGUCCAUUGAUAUGCAAUCAAUGCAGCUUCCAGACCCAUACGAUUGCGUUUCUCAAGAGGCAUCUUCAGGAGCAUCUGUACUCGACGACGCGGUACAACGCUGCGUAAACAUUUUAAACAAAUUGUAUCCGUUAAUCUUUUUAAGGUUUUUUUUAUGAAAACGAAUUGGAAUUGUUUUUCUAAUGUUAUCGUAUGUACAUCGGAUAGUCUGUACAACAAACUCUGAUUAAUAUCCCUUUCAUGCCCAACUUUUUUCUAGUGCAUGUAGGGUUUCAAAACUAUUUUUCCUUUAAAACGGUGGGGUCAAGAAACUCGAAAAACCUUUUUUCAUAAAGGCAGGUGCUUUCCUUGCGGUGCUAGAAGCUGCUCAAUUUUUACCUUCCAAUGCUCACAACAAUUCUCCUAGAAUAUUUACAAUAGUCCAACUGCGUGGAAAACGUAGCCAAAAAUAGUCUAAAUUGAUAAGUUUUAUCAGUUUUCACUAAUAUUGCAACAUAACGACGUUAUAUGAAAAAUUAAUUUUCAGUCGUCAACGUAAACGGUUCCUGGCAGCACUGCUCCAUCGGAGUUCAAUCAGACUUACUGCAAUAACUUCAGUUCUAAAGCUGAUUUUUGUAACAGUUAAUACUCAAAUGAAAGCCAAUAGUCACAUUUAUUAGCCUUACUUGUUUUUGUGAGCAAAUCUUGCCUUAAUCAAAAGUUAUAGCUGUUUAAAAACGUUGUUGUCCACAAACAACAUGGGCAUGAAUGGGAUAUGUAUCACUCUUAGAAAUAAUUUGUUAUCAACGGAAACACGGACAACGUCCAAAAAAUGCGGUUCAGCCGAAGGGUAUGAAAAGCUAAUAUUUACAACAUUUCCACGAGUAGCGUUCGGUCUAUACGGCUUACCUUAAGGAUAUGAUACCAAGGUUCACAACCUUACCACGGCUAAUGUUCAAUCCGGCUUACCUGGGUGCCACUGAGUCAACGAAUAGUAUUACAAAAUGAAUUUUCCUUUUCAGGAGUAACUGGCACACAUGAAAUGCUAUUUGUGCUAUUUGUAUUUUUGUUUCCGACAUUGUUCAUGUAUGUAAACUAAACAUUUUUUCAUCUUAUAACAACUUAAUCACAAAUUUAAAAAAAAAAUCUAGAGCAUUGGGCUAAUUUCUAACAACCAACAACCUUUUAAAUUGACUUGAAAGCAGUGUAGAGUAGUAAUUGUAAUGAAACAAUAAAUUACCAUAAAAUGGCAUGUGAUCA
Molecule: messenger RNA, 2054 nt
Organism: Topomyia yanbarensis
Lineage: Eukaryota; Metazoa; Arthropoda; Insecta; Diptera; Culicidae
Gene: Aptx
Product: aprataxin-like protein
Exons: 4
Coding region: 360-923 (187 amino acids)
Biological process (GO): double-strand break repair; single strand break repair
Cellular component (GO): nucleus
Molecular function (GO): double-stranded RNA binding; DNA 5'-adenosine monophosphate hydrolase activity; single-strand break-containing DNA binding
Source: RefSeq, a predicted model, not a curated record